Messenger RNA from Eremomyces bilateralis CBS 781.70, 776 nucleotides. RefSeq lists its product as uncharacterized. Lineage: Eukaryota; Fungi; Ascomycota; Dothideomycetes; Eremomycetales; Eremomycetaceae. The record is from RefSeq and is a predicted model, not a curated record. Bases 126 to 623 code for a protein of 165 amino acids. The transcript has a single exon.
GGAACGCCGACCGUGUGGCUGCACCGACGCGCAGUCGAACCUGUAUAUGUACGAUUACAUUCUCUUGAUACCGUGCGAGGACAAGGAUUGGGCGGGACCCCAUUGCUCGGUAUUGUUCUUCCAGCAUGCACCAUGCAUUCCCUCGGAUGCCCUGCUGCGAGGCAGCUCAGCCAGCGCGCCCCUCAUGUUUUCCGACGGUGCUCCUCGCGGCGUUUUGCCGAUUGUUUGAGAGCAACGAGCGUCCCCUGUACCGUCGCACAUCUUGUCUCCCUUUUCCUUUGACCCCACACCGCACCACGUCCAUUGCUGCAUUCCGGCAUUCCAGCACGGUCGAAAACUUACAUCACGGCGUUCUGUUCUCAUUUCCCGCGCAUGCGCAUGCGCCCGCGCCCAUUCAACCAUUACCUCUUGCGCUCCGUCCAUCGUCCCUGUUUCGUUACGCACGCAGACUACUACCCACUGGCUUGUAUGUACACGGCCGAGGACCCGCUCCCACAACAUCCACGGCACCAUGGGAACGGGAGGGUUUCCGAAGGUGCGGGAACUUCUUUUGCGGCAGGAUGGCCGCGGGGGCUCCAAAUACCUCGACUCUUGAUAGAUUUCUUUUAACAAAAAAGCAUUAAGGACGGUGUUUUGUUUCCAGGCAGUUGCUGCUUGUUGAUGUGUAGUUAGCUUUUAACUCACGAAUGGAUGGCAGAAAAAAGAAGUUUUCAAAAAUCUUGGUUCCCUUGAUGAGGUGGUCGCUCGGUGCAAUCGGGCGAGAUGAAACCGACUCU